Messenger RNA from Closterium sp. Yama58-4, 2694 nucleotides. NCBI's taxonomy places the organism in Eukaryota, Viridiplantae, Streptophyta, Zygnematophyceae, Desmidiales, Closteriaceae. The record is from the annotation of a GenBank genome assembly.
AUGCGCAUCAGCAUCAGUGCAUCAGCAUCAGCGCAUCAGCAUCAGCGCAUCAGCAUCAGCGCAUCAGCAUCAGUGCAUGCACAUCAGCAUCAGCGCAUCAGCAUCAGCGCAUCAGCAUCAGCGCAUCAGCAUCAGCGCAUCAGCAUCAGCAUCAGCAUCAGCGCAUCAGCAUCAGCAUCAGCGCAUCAGCAUCAGCGCAUCAGCAUCAGCGCAUCAGCGCAUCAGCAUCAGCGCAUCAGCAUCAGCGCAUCAGCAUCAGCGCAUCAGCAUCAGCGCAUCAGCAUCAGCGCAUCAGCAUCAGCGCAUCAGCAUCAGCGCAUCAGCAUCAGCGCAUCAGCGCAUCAGCAUCAGCGCAUCAGCAUCAGCGCAUCAGCAUCAGCAUCAGCGCAUCAGCAUCAGCAUCAGCAUCAGCGCAUCAGCAUCAGCGCAUCAGCAUCAGCGCAUCAGCAUCAGCAUCAGCGCAUCAGCAUCAGCAUCAGCGCAUCAGCAUCAGCAUCAGCAUCAGCAUCAGCGCAUCAGCAUCAGCAUCAGCAUCAGCAUCAGCGCAUCAGCGCAUCAGCAUCAGCGCAUCAGCAUCAGCGCAUCAGCAUCAGCGCAUCAGCAUCAGCGCAUCAGCGCAUCAGCAUCAGCAUCAGCAUCAGCGCAUCAGCAUCAGCAUCAGCAUCAGCGUCAGCAUCAGCAUCAGCAUCAGCGUCAGCAUCAGCAUCAGCAUCAGCGCAUCAGCGCAUCAGCAUCAGCGCAUCAGCGCAUCAGCAUCAGCAUCAGCAUCAGCGCAUCAGCGCAUCAGCAUCAGCAUCAGCAUCAGCGCAUCAGCAUCAGCGCAUCAGCAUCAGCGCAUCAGCAUCAGCGCAUCAGCGUCAGCGCAUCAGCAUCAGUGCAUGCGCAUCAGCAUCAGCGCAUCAGCAUCAGCAUCAGCGCAUCAGCGCAUCAGCAUCAGCGCAUCAGCAUCAGCGCAUGCGCAUCAGCAUCAGUGCAUCAGCAUCAGCGCAUCAGCAUCAGCAUCAGCGCAUCAGCAUCAGCAUCAGCGCAUCAGCAUCAGCGCAUCAGCAUCAGCGCAUCAGCAUCAGCAUUAUCGCAUCAGCAUCAGCAUCAGCGCAUCAGCAUCAGCGCAUCAGCAUCAGCGCAUCAGCAUCAGCAUCAGCACCAGCAUCAGCAUCAGCACCAGCACCAGCAUCAGCAUCAGCAUCAGCAUCAGCAUCAGCAUCAGCGUCAGCAUCAGCAUCAGCAUCAGCAUCAGCAUCACCAUUGCCAUCGCCCAAUGCUCUCACUCCCCCCAAUGCUCUCAACCCCCCCAAUGCCCCUCACCCCCCCCAAUGCCCCUCACCCACAGAGCAACCCGCUCGCACAUGCUCCCCCACGUCCCCUCUCCCCCCUAUUGCCCACCACCCACAGAGCAACCCGUUGGCGCGGUGGCACAUCUCACCCUCAGCCAUCAACGCCCUCGCCUUCUCCCCUUCGGGAUCUCACAUGGCCACUGUUUCACGUGACGGGUACCUACGAGUGUUUGACUGGGAGCGCGAGGCCCUGGAGGGCGGGUGCAAGAGCUACUACGGGGCGUUCCUGUGCUGCGCCUUCAGCAGUGACGGACGGCUGGUGGCGGCUGGGGGCGAGGACGAUCUGGUGGCCCUGUGGGACCGCCACUCGCACGCCGUGCUCGCCUGGUGCGAGGGGCACUGCUCCUGGGUCACAGCAGUGGCAUUCGACCCCUUCCUCUCCACAACGCCCCCCCCACCCUCCGCCAUCGCCUCUCCUCCCUCCACCACCGCUGCUGCUUCCUCCGCCACUCCCUCUUCCUCCUCGCCCAUCCCCGCCAGCACCAGCAGCACACCCAGUGGCGCGGGCGGUGGUGUGGCAGUGGCGGCGGGUGGUGCAGAGGGGAGCUACAGAUUGGGUUCCGUGGGGCAGGACACGCAGCUGCUGCUGUGGGACGUGGCUCUAGAUGACGUGGUGCUCCCCUUGCGCCUCCAUCCGCACCACCAAUCAGCAGCUGCCACGUCAGCAUCUCACUCUCAUGAUGUGGCAUCGACAAGCACCCCGCCGCCCAACCACCCGCACUCCCGCUCGCACUUCUCUCACUUCCACUCUCACGCCCCCGGUCACGCCUCUCCCAACCGAACACAUGGUGCCACGUCAGCAUCACCAUCCACGUCAGCAGCAGGAACUGCCACGUCAGCGUCAUCAUUAGGUCUGGGUAGAUCCAGCGCCGCCCGGAGUUCCAGUGGGGCAGGGAGUGGUGCCGGUGGGGGCAGCAGCAGCAGUGGGGGUGGUGCGGGCAGCAGUGGGGCUUUAAGAGACGCAUCGGGAUCGAAUGCAUCACAUGCAAGCAAUGCAUCAGCGGUUCUGGUGCCUCCUCCCUCACGCAAGGACGUGCCAAGAAUAUCGCCAGUGAUGGCUCACAAGGUGCAUGUGGAGCCGCUAUCAGCACUCGCCUUCUCACGAGACGCGGUGCUCACAGCCUGUCACGAGGGCUGUGUCAAACUCUGGCUGCGACCAGGCGCCACCCCCCCUCCCGGCAGCAUCGCUGCCUCCUCCACCCCUGCCCCCUCCGCUGCCGCAGCUGCGUCUGUUCCUGCUGCUGCUGUGGCUGCUGGUGCCGCUGUAGCCGUGCCUGCAGCGUCCGCCUCUCCUCUCCGGGGGGACCCCCAGUCAGCCUCUCCCGCCCUCUCCCUGGCUGACCGGGGCCCUGCUGGGUAA